AUGGCCGCUGAGAAGGUUUGAAAAUAUAGUUCCCUCAAAAACAACAGAUUACAGAUUAAUUUGACAGUACUUUUGGUUUAUACCGCUUGGGAACUAAAGCAGAUAGCAUGUUUAGUAUAAUGGUGAAUUGUUUUACUUGGAUAAAGCGACGUAGAGAACCUAUCAAAAAGGUGACCUUACUGAUGGUUGGAUUGGAUAAUGCUGGGAAAACGUCAACUGUAGCCGAUCUGAAAGGAGAUACUCUUGAUGGCAUUACACCGACUGUUGGAUUCUUGACAUCGUCAGUCGCCUUGUAUAGAUAUAACGUGACUAUAUAUGACAUCGGUGGGGGGUCAAGAAUACGACCCAUAUGGAACAACUAUUUUAGUGAGGCUUAUGGCAUAGUAUUUGUUGUCGAUGCAAGUGACAGACAAAGRCUUCAUGAGACUCGAGACGUUUUACAUGAAUCAAUGAAUAGYGCUAAAAUAUAUGGAAAACCAAUCUUAAUCUUGGCUAAUAAACAAGAUAUAAAAGGAGCAAUGAAAGAAGAAGAAGUGUAUGAACAACUCGAUAUUGAUGGAUUUUCAAAAAGAAAUAAGUGUCAAUGUCAAGUGUAUUCUUGUACUGCUAUUCUUGGGCAAGGCAACAAAAUUGAUCGUCAAAUAAAAAAAGGUUUCCAGUGGUUACUACAGGAAAUAUCUCAAAAUUAUUCAACUCUCUCACAAAGAGUAGAAAGGGAUUAUACAGAGCAGAAAAGAAUAGCAGCAGAAGAAAGGAAAAAAAAGCUUGAAAGAAUAAGAAGGGAAAAGGAAGCAAGAGAAAAGGAAGAACAAGAAGCAGCAGAAAGGGCUGCAAAACAGGAGGACUCUGAUGACGAUGUAGUUGUUGGGAAGAAUCCAAAGAAAAAAGAAACCACACCACCAAAACCAAAGAAAAGAAGCAAAAAGAAAAUACAAGUAAAAGAAGAAAAUUCUUCUGAAGAAUAUGUACAAAAUGAAACACAUCAAGACACCACUGAGCCAAGUAUAGAAGAGAAUAGAACCCCUGCAAGAGGCCGUUUAGCACCCAUCGACCUCGAACCUGCCGAAACAGAUAAGAAAAAGAAGAAAAAGAAAAAAAGAAAGACCAACAAGACUGCUCCUAUCAAUGAUGAAAUGGAGCUCCAAACAAAAAGAAAUAUUUCAGCCUGGGAAGACUCUCACCAUGGUUCUAGUAGCAUGAAUGGGUUUUCUGGUGGCAAAACUAAAAGUCGUGUUUCUCCUAGAAGACUUGAGCCACUCUCGCAUCCUAUUAUAACAGAAUCAAGAACUAUUAACUCAUCUGCUGACGAAGAUAUUGAGGAACCAAGACAUCUUAAACCAAUUCGAACCAAAUCCUGGACAAGAACAAGACCAAAUAGUGAAGACCAAGACAUUAUCACAUAAAUCCUCAAUCAUUUUARCACAAUUUUUAGAUAGAAUCUUUUUUAUAAUAACAUAUUCAAUAGGUAGCCAGAUAUUUUUAAUUGUUAUCAAAUGUAUAAUCUUAUAAAGAUAUGACUUAUUUAUGUAUAGUGUAAAUAUUGGAACUGAAUAUGUCUAUGAAAUAAAAAUACAUGCACAAUUAACAUUUUCAUUUUUCUCU
Molecule: messenger RNA, 1602 nt
Organism: Exaiptasia diaphana
Lineage: Eukaryota; Metazoa; Cnidaria; Anthozoa; Actiniaria; Aiptasiidae
Product: ADP-ribosylation factor-like protein 13B
Exons: 13
Coding region: 108-1403 (431 amino acids)
Molecular function (GO): GTPase activity; GTP binding
Source: RefSeq, a predicted model, not a curated record